Messenger RNA from Archocentrus centrarchus (flier cichlid), 3309 nucleotides. RefSeq lists its product as uncharacterized. Lineage: Eukaryota; Metazoa; Chordata; Actinopteri; Cichliformes; Cichlidae. The record is from RefSeq and is a predicted model, not a curated record. The coding region runs from base 693 to 2726 and encodes 677 amino acids. The transcript is spliced from 7 exons.
CGAGCCUAUCUGCUUGACAGGAGGAAGUGAUGGUGUGUAAGUCAGCGUCAGAGCAGCUCACCCCAUCUUCCUGAGGCUCAACGUACAGAUCAUCGCCGAUCCUGGACAGAGAAUGGAUGGCUUUGGCCAGCACUGGACGUGCGUAAGAUCUGAGGAACGCUGCCGUGCACAGUCUCUCCUCCCCUUACCGGUGAUAUAAGUGGCUGCUGAAGAAGAGGUGUGACUACAACAACCCCAGUGUAAUGAAACCAUGGGUAUUUAGUGAAAGAGAGAGACUUGAAGACUGCAUAAACAAAAAAAAAAGGGUUUGUCACUUUGUCCUAGGACAACAGAAAAAGACUUAUGCUGCUCUUCUUGAGGCUCAUGGAAUAGAGGAGGCAGUCUACACACACUAUCACUGGAUGUUUAACUGUAUAAGGUGGACCUUUCUUCAUAUUUGCUAUGAAACAACUGCAGUAUCAUGGAAAAGGACUGGAUUAUUCAAAACGGUGAAAGCAGCCAUCACAGGUGUCUUUCAACAAGAACUGGACCAAAGGGUGAUAUCUUCUAAACACAGGUAUUUUUCUCCUGUCAUGGUCAUUGACAAGCGACAUAUCAUAUUACUUGAGUGGAAUUCAUCCCUGUGGAUCCGGAUUUACUGUGGUGGUCACAUGUGUUUCUGUGAUUUCUAGAUUUAAAGGACUUGUUGCUAGAUGUCUCAGUCAAAUAAUCCAAUAGACUCUCAGGCCCUGCUGCAGUCAAUGUUACAGAGACUGAAACUGCAGCCGGGAAGAGAGGGCCAGGCACAAGUGCACACAGCCAGACCUAUCACAGCUGGUUCCACAUGGGGGCAACUUGGCAAGAGAGAAGCAUCGUCUGACUUCCAGAAAGUUAACAGCAGCCCUGGUGCUAAUGGUAUCCCCUCAAAGGAGUCCAGGAACCCUGCUGCAUUCAGUAACUUUAGCUUCAAAUUUGGUGAAAUACAGCAGCCAGGUAAUGGAGAUAAAGUGGACAGGGGUUUAAUUUCCUUCCCUUCCCAGAAAGACAACAGUGAUGGUGGCACUGGUGACGGCAGGGUGUUGGGACAGGCCACACAGCCUGCAAUCACCCCAACAGGAACAGGGCAGCUGUUUCCUACCACAUCGUCAAAGGAAGCAUUUAAGGACGCUUCCUUUGAGAGGACCGAUACCGAGAGGUGGAGUUUUGGCAGUUCUGCAAUGAAAAGAAACAUGCCUUCUAAUACAGAUGCUGCCCAAAGCAUGGGAGUGAAUGAGAACCAGGACCAGGGCUUUAAACCCAAAGUCUACCCGUGGUCUUUGAAAACCACAGAUGUUCUCGCAGUAAGUCAAGACAAUAAAGAGCUAAAUGUAGUAAAUGGAGAAUUUGGAGUGAUGGGCGAAAACAAAGAUGUGCAGGUUGCCUUAGACAGUCAAAAAACAACAAACAGCAGCUUCAGAAGAAAACAGUCAUCUGAGAAUAAAACCAGAAGGUGGACGCUGAGGAUCAAGGAGAGAUGGAAGGACAGGCAAGGUAAAAAGGGAAAAGAAGAACAAGGAAGUACAGGAGACCACAAGACUGAAGUAACAGAAAAUCUCAUCGAUGCAUCAAAUAAGGAUGAAAGGACCCUUUAUUCACUGGACGCCAGUGCUUCCAGUAAAACGCUUCCUACACACACAGAGGAUGCCACUAAUGACAGCCAUAUCAGACCUGCCAGUGACUUUGAAUUGGGCCUUGGGUCGUUCAGCCUACUGGAAGAGAUCACCAACGGCCAAGAGUGGGCUAAGUUCCUCAAUCCCAACUUUUCGGCCUCAUCAUCAAAUCAGAGACCAGCAGAGGAGCCAAUGAGCCAACCCAAAAACCAACUAAAUCCUCACCACAGUGCUCAGCCAAAUGGGAUUUUGAACCCACUUGGAGGUGGGAGCAACCAGUGGAGCUUCAAGAGUACAGAGCCAUCACCAGCUAUAGGCUUCAGCAUGGCACAAACACCGCCUGUUACUUUCCCACCUGCAAAGAUAGACUUUUCAGGAGGAAAAUGGCAACAGACUGACCAAUCAGAACCGAUGGAAGAUGGUCAAAACCACCCAGAUGUGCAGUCUGGAGCGAGUAGACUGGGACAGCAAAUAAGACCUCCAUCAUUUGUAGUGUCGGCAGAAAAUCCGCUUAACCAGGCGCCUAAGAGCCGACUCACUGUCACCAGAAAGAGACACCAUCAGUCAGCUGACAGCAGAGACGACAGGCUCAAAGCUGACAAAAUAAGUGAUGGAGAACAGGCAGACAAAGAGGGGGCCAUGUCUCCGCCGAACUCUACCAGCAGCCAGAUGAUGGUUGAAACAGAAGAGUCACAACACGAGGACACCAUACCUUUAUACGCCCUAAAAUCUCAUCCGCCCUCUCUUUCUCCAUCCCCUUUUAAGCCUGUGGGUCGCAUACCGCAGGGUGUUCUCAAAUACACCACAUCCCAGGAGUCAGAGUCCUCAAUGGAGACAGUGAAAAAAAGGAGGCGAGUGGAGGAGAACCGACGGGUUCGUUUUGCGGAGGAAGUGGUGACGAUAGAAUCUCCAUACAUGGAUCUGGAGGAUUCAGAGUUGGAGGAUGAUUCAGUAGUAACAGACGAGGACUCUGUGACAGAGCAGGAGUGUGAAGUGCAUCAGCCAGCAGCAGAGGAGGUGGCACCGGCCCGGCGGACUGCCCUCCCUGCUUGGAUACUGGCUCUGAAGAAGAAGAACACAGGCAAGAAGCGCAGAUAGUGACUGUGAAACCACACAACAUGCUGCAUUCAUUCUCAUGGACUUCACUUUCCAUAAAGUAAACAAAUAUGUUUAAAAUCAGGGGAUAUAGUUUGUCUCAAGGUUCCUCUGGUUUAAAACUGUUUUUUUUUUUAAAGCGACAGUAUUUUUCAAAGUCAUAUCUGACCAGUUGUAAAUCUUAAAACUCUGAAACAUGGGGAUGCAUCAUCACCUUUUCCCAUUUCUCUUCUGAAAGGUUUUGAUAUUAAGAUGCAAUAAGGAAAUAAAUACUAUGUUAGGAUAUAUAUUUUCUGCAGUGCACAUGGGAAAAUUUCUAAGUGGAUGUUUUUCUUUUUCUUUCGUUGUUUUAUUGCUCCUGCUUUAUCAAGCAAAGUUUGAGCACAAGCUGAAAACUUUUACGGCUGCACUAGUGAUACAAACAGGACUAUAAUGUUCAAGCAUCAAUUAUGGAUUUUAUUUUUAUUUUUUUUAUCAUUUUGUUCAUACAUUUAUGUUGGAUAUAUGCUGCAGUAACCCAACAGCUGAAUGUACUGAAAGGGUUUGGUUGAUUUAACUGCUGGAGUAAAUCUUGUUCCAUCUCGUU